This is a messenger RNA of Zeugodacus cucurbitae (melon fly), 4390 nucleotides long. Its product is annotated as inhibitor of Bruton tyrosine kinase. NCBI's taxonomy places the organism in Eukaryota, Metazoa, Arthropoda, Insecta, Diptera, Tephritidae. Gene Ontology annotation, molecular function: protein binding. The record is from RefSeq and is a predicted model, not a curated record. The coding region runs from base 340 to 4014 and encodes 1224 amino acids. The transcript has 11 exons.
AAAAAACGUUUGCUAUUUUAGACAAUCAAAUGUUUUCAACGUUUAAAUUGUUGUGUCAAAUUUCGUGAUUUUUGGUAAUUGCAGUCACCCUGCUGCCAGCGCAACCACUAAAAUGUUGAGAACUAUUUCGCCGAUAGCCAGCUGAAAUUUGCAAAUAUAGUUUAGAUUUUAAUUUUAGCCAAAUUGUGAAAUUAUCUAGAAAAUAUUGCAAAAAUACACGAAAAGACGAAGAUACUAACAACUUGUCUCGUGGCGAAAUUAGACAGUACGUUUUUGAGGAGCGUUGAGGAAGAUCGUGUUUUAUUUAACUUAUUGGAGCGCUAUAAAAAGGAAUUGGACAUGGCGACAGCCAAAAUAUCCACAUUUACACCUAAAAACUAUGAAUAUGAUUGUACUCGUAAAUGUCGUUACGUUGAGCAUGCAAAUCGAAUUACUGCAGCGUUAACCAAACGUUCAAUUGAAGACGAAUACCUUGGGGCAUAUAUUGCAAAGACCUGCGCUAACUAUACUGAUAUAGUAGAUGAUCUGGGUCGAUCCGCAGUGCAUUUGGCCGCAUCUGUUAAUCGUUAUGCCAUACUCGAGUGGUUGCUUAAUCAGGGAGCCAUCAUAAACAGUCGUGAUUAUGAAUCUGGAAGUAGUGCUCUCCAUCGUGCAAUCUAUUAUGGAUGUAUUGAUUGUGCCGUUCUUCUUUUGCGUUACGGCGCUAGUCCAGAACUUUUGGAUGAUGACACUCGUUGUGCUUUACAGAAUGUUUGUCGAGCGCGUGAUUUUCCUAUUUUUGCGUCUGUACCCAGCAGCAACGAAAUAUUAGUUUGGGGAACAAAUAAAAAUUAUAAUUUGGGAACGGGAAAUUCGGAACCGACAAAUACGCCACAGUCGGUUGACUUCUUUCGCAAGGAACACAUAUCAAUUGAAAAUGUUGCUCUCGGCGCUUACCACAGUUUAUUUUUGGAUAAAAAAGGAAUACUUUACGCGGUGGGGCAUGGAGAGGGUGGCCGUUUAGGAAAUGGUGUUGAGCAUAGCCUUGCUACACCUAAAAAGGUGAAGAUUCCCAAAAAAAGCUAUGGAGAACGUAUAAUAUGCAUAAGCGCAUCUCGAAAACAUUCGCUUUUGCUAACAGAUAAUUCUGCAGUAUUUGCCUGUGGCUUGAACGAGGAUAAACAAUUGGGAGUGCGAGACGCGGGUGACAAAUUAUCAGUUUUUCGAGAAGUAAUAACAUUGCGUGACUUAAAUGUUUCUGGGCUGGUGCGUGUAAUUGCCAGAGAUUUCCACUCAAUCGCCUACUCAGAACAAAGCAUUUAUAUAUGGGGCACUAACCACGGUCAAAUGGGUAUAGACGUUGAUGUGAAAACUGUACCCUUACCAAAACAAUUGAAAUUACCAUUGAAAACGAAUAUUGAUUUUGUUGAAGGCAAUAACUCCGCGACUGUGGUUUACACCAAGGAAACAAAUAUUUUAUUAUACUUCAAUGGCAAAAUGCGUACAAUCAAACCGCCGAAUUUUGAAGCUUUGAAAAGCAUUUCUGUUGUUGGAGGUGACAUCGUAAAGUCUGGUAAAGGUACGGCUACCGCUUUGAAAUUGCUUAUGCUUACGCAAACAAAUGUCAUAUUUCUUUGGUAUGAAAUGACUCAGCAAUUUUACAGAUGUAAUUUUUCGCAUAUACGCAUCUCACAAAUCGAUAAAAUCUUUUACAAAGCCAAUCAAGUGUUCAUACUUUCGCAAGGCGAUGUCUAUAAAGGCAAAUGUCAACAGGUUCCAGUACCGACUUAUAUGACAAAAAGCGAUACUCAAAAGCAUCCCUCAUCAACGGCUAAUAUAUGGAGUAGUUGUGAUCAGAAUCGAACAGAAAUCUCUAAAGAACACAUGAUACGCAUUGAGCUGCAACGCUAUGCAAGUGUUGAUCGGGCCGUCGAUAUAUUCUGUGAUGACGAUUUCACAUCGUUUGCUGUUUUACAGGAAUCACAUUUGAAAUAUUUCAAAUUACCCAAUUUAACGCAUGAAGAAUACAGUUUCAAAAAACUGUACAAUGAAAUGGACGAAUUCGAUACGGUGCAUGAUGUAGUGUUUCAUGUUGACAGUGAAACGUAUGCCGCGCACAAAUUCUUUGUGUUCGCUCGAGCGCCUGGUUUGCGUGAUAUUCUCCAAUCUUAUGAAGAUGAACAUAUCUAUCUGAAUUUCAAAUUAAUGACUGGCAAGAUGUUCGAAUUGAUGUUAAAAUAUAUAUACACAAAUCAAUUUCCAAAUGAAGAUGAUUUAGAUAACAUUCAACACAGCUUAGGUCCAGAUUGUCCAACAGAGCGUGUCGAUAUUUGCAAACUGUUUUUACAAUUCGUUGAAAAAUUCAAAAUUCAAAAUUUAGCAAAUUUUCUGCAAAGUUUUAUACAGAAGUCUCCGUUCUAUCUACCACAAUUAGCGGAUAAAUCUAAAUACCGUUUCAGUCGCCUUUACCACAGUGAAUUUCCCGAACUUUAUGAUGUGCGCAUUAUUUGCGGUGACGACGUAGUCAUACCCGCGCAUAAAUGCAUACUAGUUGCUCGGCUUGAAUACUUCAACAUGAUGUUCACACACACCUGGGCUGAACAGAGCACAAUCAAUUUGAGCACAAUACCACCGGAGUAUAUGCGCCCUAUUGUGGAGUUCUUAUACAGCUCUGAUGUGGAGCACUUUCGCAAGCAGAACUUCUCCGAAACAUUCUUAUUUAAUAUGAUUGUGUACUGUGAUCAAUUCUUUAUAGAAAGUUUGCGUAAGGUGUGCGAAAUGUUGAUAUUGGACAAGAUAACUAUACGGAAAUGUGGAGAAUUCUUGGAUUUUGCUUGCGUGUAUAAUUGUGAAAUAUUGAAGUUGGGAUGCUUGGAGUUCAUUUGCCAGAAUUUAGCACGAGUAUUGAACUACAAAAGUUUGGAUGUGUGCGAACCCGAAGCGCUGAAGUAUAUAAAUGAACAUUAUAGAAAAACAUUUAAGGAUGUAUUUGACUAUCGUAUGAUAACACCUGAUUCAGAUGCGGUGGAUGAUGAAUUGUUAUUAAGUUUUGUGGAUGAUUUCCGAAUCGAUCUGAAUUACCGUAUGGAUGAAGACGAAGAUGCUAUGAAUAAAUCGACCAAGCAAAAGUCUAAAGACGGCAAAUAUAACAUGAAUGCCAAACGUCAAUAUGAGCUUGAAGCAAUAUCUUCCAUGCUAGAAACAAUAAAUGUGAAUGAAAAAAAUCUGAAAGUAGCCCAGGAAUCAAAGGCGACAAAAGAAGCUUCAGAGGCUGCGGAAAAACUCCAAGCCGAGGCACGAACUUGGAUGAAGGUGGCUGAUAAAAAAGAACAAAAGAAACGUCAACCAGUCGAUCUUGCGCCCAAAGUCAAUGAGUUGUUGAAAGCAGACGAUACACCAAAAGUUGAAUACGUUUCUCUAACUAAGACGAAUGGAGAGAGUACAGCUUCAGUGGCAACUAACAACAUUUUAAAAACGCCUGAAAAGUCUUUAGCUGAGGAGCACACUGCAGUCACUCCCAACAAGGGAUACAGCUUGAAUUUAGCUGACUUCACAACACCACCCUCGCGUGAAAAGCUCUCCCAGAAACAACGCAAGCGACUCUCUUCGGAAUCGACUACUUCAUGGCGAGCAUCGGCAACACCGAACAGCAAACCGGUUAACGUGCCGGCUUUGCCGCCGAAUGCUUGGGGUGUUGUCACACAGGCUUCUCCAAGCGCCUACUCCGUUUCCCCGCCCACAGGCAGUAUUGCCGACCCAAGUUCGUUUGCGAAUAUGAUGCGAGGCGGCGCAAGCACUGUGAGUAGCAGUAGCCCGGACAAUAGUUUUUCACGCAUUUUAGCCGAUGAACGGAAGCAACGCGAUAACUACGAGCGCUUGCGUAACAAAUCGCUCGCGCUGACGCAAAUAGAAGAACAGGCAAUAGCUGAGUUACGUGAAUUCUACAAUGUUGAUAAUGUAACGGAUGAGCAAAUUACAAUCGAACGAAAGUCACUGCCAACAACCAUGAAUUUUGCCGUCUGGCAACGUCAUUAAGCCGAUAACGGAUCGUAGAAGUUUGGAAAAGUGAGAUUAAAGGUAACUGCAAAUGAAAAGCCAGUGUACAGACCGGCACAUUUAUAUUUGCAUAAUAAUUAGAUAUAAUAGUUAUUUUUGUUUUUUUAUUAGCUUUACCAUUAAAGCUAUUAUUCCUAGCUUUAGGUUUAUUUUAUUUUAAUCAAUUAUAUUAUAGACAAACAGCGUUUUAUAUUUACAUAUGUAAGGACUACAUAGUUAAUAAAUAUUUCAAUCAAACAUUUUUAGGUUAAAUAUACUUUUCAGUUUACAACAAAUUCUUAAACACACAACAAAGUACCGUUAUGAGGCAUUUAAGGCUACUUAACUUUACAAUAAAGUACAUUUUGAAACCAAA